UCAAGGAGGCAGCCAUUACAAUUUCACAGCGCCACCGUGUGGUGAUAUUUUGCAAACCGCGCUAUGGCGGACAAUAAGCACUAUGAGGUAGAGAAGAUUUUGGACAAAAGCAGCAUUAAUGAUCAGGUCUAUUACUUGAUUCGAUGGAAGGGGUUCGGUUCUGAGUGGGACACAUGGGAACCAGUGGAUAAUCUGAUCGAUUGCUUACAGCUUGUUCUGGACUUCGAUGCUGCAAAGGAAAAAUCCUCACAGCUACUAGAUUCAUCUUUAGAAGCUGUUGCUAGAGGAAUUCCCAGUCCCAGUCCAAAGAAAGAUGGCAAAACUAAAAGCAAAUCUUCAUCCAUAAGCAAAAAUUCAAAAAUGAAAAGCCAUGUUUCAUCCAAGAAGAAAUCUCCAAAUUCUCCCAGAAAGAGUCCAUAUAAAGUUUCUGUUGAAAGUGUUAAAGGGGUCAAGGAUGAAAAAUUGCGAAUGAGGCUUGCAAGGGAGAAGGGAAAGCUUUUUAUUGACAUGAAAGCAGAAACAUUUAUACCAACAAAGAAUGAAAGUGGCCAAGGUCCUAGGGAAGGUGAAAGGUUAAAGGUAACAAGUGGAAAUAGUUCAGAGGGUCAGAAAUCUCCAAAGAGGGAUGCCAGCCCAAGGUCACCACGAAAAAAUGAAGGAAAUGAUUCACCAAAGAAAGACACUGAAUAUAAACUUAAGACAGAUGAUGUUGAACAAGUUGAUACCAAAAGUGCUGAAAAGGAUUUAAAAAUGGACAAAAAUCAGUCAUCUUCAAAAAGGAAAGAAGAAAAAGAUACAAAUAAAAAGUCUUUGGAUAAAGAUUCAACUAAGGAAUCAAAAAAAAUAACUAAAACAAGUGCUGCAGAGAAAGUUAUACGUGACAAAAAGUAUAAAAAGUCUGUAAAAUAUGCUAUGAAAGUAAAACUAAAGCCAACAGGAAAAGUGAAAAAGGAAAGUGAUAAAAAGGACAAAAAGAAAAAGGACAAAGAGGAAGUGAAAAAACCUGUUCAGAAAAAAGUUUCCAAAGAAGAGAGUAAAUCAGAUGAUAGGUCAGAGGUAAAGAAGAAAGUUAAGACGUCUCAAUCAGGAAAAAAUCAGAAGACUGAGAAAUUGGCUGAGAAAGCUACAAAGGAGAAACAAAAUGGAGACAAAGCCAAGAAAAGCAAAGCCACCAAACGUAAAGUGGAGGAGGAUUACCACAUUGUGGAAUGUUCCACCUCCGACACUGAUGAUGAACCUCUGUGUAACAUGAAAGUCAAGAAACUGAAGAAAAGCAGCAGUGAUUCUUCUUUUGGGAGCAAGAAAAAGGAUGCGAAGAAAGUUUCUCCCAAGUCAAAAUCUGGUCAAGAUGGGAACAGCCAGGCUGUUAAAGUCAAGCCCAAACAGUUGACUGUGAAUAAUAUGAAGAGGAAGCUGGAGGUCCGUGUUCAGCCAUUAGGUUCUACGUCCAAAUCUAAAACAAUGAGACUCAUUGACAGCAAAAACAGGGGCAAAGAAAUGGCAAAAGUUCAACCUGUUUCACCCAAAAUCUCCUCCUCCUACACCACGGUUAAGCCAGUGACUAUAAGUGGGGUAGGGAUAGUGAACUUGGUGGUGGACGCAGACCUAGCCACCCCCCUGUCUGGAGACGUCCCAGGGAACCAGUACCUGCCCUCCGUGACCCCCGUCAGCCCCUCCUCUGUCUCAUACAAGUCCUUGUUAGACAACAUGCCACUGUCCCUCCUAGCCAAGAAAGGUGGAGGGAAGAAGAAAGACUCGGAUGAUACAUCAGAGGAUGACCAGGAGAGAGUGGAGAGAAGGAUCAGUGUACGCCAAAGUGAAUGUGCAUACAGGUAUAAGGAUAUUGUUGUGAGAAAAUGUCAGAGAUAUACUCAGAUCUGGCUUAACACUCACACCAAGAUUAAAAAUGUGCUCAAUCCACAGGUUAUACAGGAAACUCUUCAGGCCCUGAACUCUGCUAAGUAUGAUGACAGCAGUUUGAUUUUGUUCAGUGGACUGGGGAAUGUGUUCUGUAAUGGGGUGGAUCUAAUGUUUCUCCUGUCUGGAGAGAAGAGAGUUGUGGUUCGGCAAAUGGUGGAUGCUCUUAGAGAUUUUACCAAGGCUCUGAUCACCUUCCCUAAGCCUGUGAUCGCUGUGGUCAAUGGUCCGGCUGUGGGGCUGGGGAUGGCCAUGCUUCCCCUCUGUGACAUUGUGUACGCCAGCGACAAGGCCACCUUCUAUCUGCCCUACUCCGCCCUGUCCCAGACUCCUGAGGGGUGUGCCUCCUACACCCUCCCCCAGUCUGUGGGCAUGGCUAUGGCCAAUGAGCUGCUGUUGGCAGGUAGGAAGGUGACAGCUAUAGAGGCUUGUCAGCUAGGUCUGGUUUCUCAAGUUUUCUGGCCCACAUCCAUGAUGCAAGAGGUCAUUCCAAAGAUACAGAACAUUGCACUACAUUCAGCAAAGGCUUUAGAAACCACCAAAUUGCUGCUAAGAAGCCACCAAAGAACCAAACUGGAGCUGACGUGCGAGUCGGAGAGUAACAUUCUGUUAGAACGCUGGCAGUCAUCAGAGUGUCAGAAGUCCAUUCAAGCCUUUCUCAACAAGGAAGACAUUUACAGUUCUUAGUGUGUCAGGACAAGGAUGUAAUUAAUGAGAUCUCAGCAACCAGGAAGUCACAUAACGUAGAUUACCACUCAGCUGUUGUGUUAGUUUCUUUAGUGAAAUGUUUAGGUACGAUUGUGUUCUCCCAAGAAAAACUGGCAUCCAUUUGCAUUCAGGAUGUACUUCAAAAACAUUCUUUAUUACUAAAGAAACUUUGCCAGUAACAGUAAAAUAAUUCAAAUACACAAACUUAUAAUCCCUUGUGUGCUUAAUCAACAUUUUAAUUUUAAUUUUUAUCUAUUUGAAGACUUUUUUUCUUUUGAAAGUAAAUGAAAGGUAUGGGACUUACGCAUGAAAAAAUAAUUGAAAUUCAGGGAAAUUCAUUCAUUUAAUCAUCUUAUCAGGGAAAUGUAAAUAUACACGUAUAUGUCCACAAUAUAUAUUUUUCACAUUCUCAAGGUUAAUAUUUUAUUGAACUUUAUCCUAGACUUGUGGAAAAGUUUGGAGAGGUGUUUUUUUUUUCUUCCCAGUCUUUUUUUCAUCAGAACCUUUGUAAAAUAUUCUAAGAGAUCUUGUUUAAAGCAUUUGUUUUUAUUGUAGAAUUGUAGACUUUCAUUUAGAAAAAUUACCAAUAUAUUUGUAAAUAUAUGUGUGUGGUACAUAUUGGUUUUAAUGAGUGUCUGUGAUAUAUUAUUACCUUAAUAAUAUUUAAUUUAAAACUAUAAACAUUUAAUUUUUUUGACAUCCUGAAAAAUUGUAAAUAUGAAUUUUUAUUAUGAAAUUUCAGUGGGUUUUAUACUUUCCACAAGGUUAUGUCAGAAAAUGCAUGUAGAAUUUUUAUCUGACUUAUAUUGAGUGGUUUGCACUUGUUGUCUCAAAGUGUAUACUGUAAAUUAAUUAAUCGUUUUACUUUUUUAAAAUAAUUUACAUGUAAAUAUGUUGGGAUUUUUUUGUGCAGCAAAUUCUGGCUUUUCUGAUUCUGAUUUUUUUCAAUCUUGGGUAGUAAAAUUCCUUUUAACUUCCUUUUUUUCCUGCUCCCCCAAAAAUGAAAAGAAUGGGGGGGGGGUGAAAGUUGUUGAUACUUUUCACUAUCAUCAUUUUUUUUCAUGUUAAUUUGCCAAAUAAGAGAUUUUUAAAUGGAAUGUUUUUUUUAAAUUCUAAGUAUUUUCCCUUUUUUGCUGUCAUUUACUAUGACUCAAUUGUCCUUUCAUGAGUUUGAUGUAUUAUGUACAUUUUAACUGAUUUGAAUGGAAAUUUUUUAAGCAAAAUUCAUCAAAUUGACUUUUUAUCUUCAUGAAUGUGUUCAUGGUUUAAUUUGUUCAAACAAAAACGUAUCAAACCAACUUUAUGCCCUAGAAUACAAUGCAGUGUCUUUUGUUUAAGAUACAUGUACCAGAAGUAUGUUAGGCAUCACUUGAUUGUAAAUAAAGUACACAUGCACUCAUGAACUUUAAACAGCAAUUCAUAACAUGGAAUGGAAGAUCAGUGUCUACGCUUCACGUUUUUGAGAGAGAAAAGAAAUAAAUGCAAUAUCAGUUGAAAAAUUAUUCCCUUCCUUUAGGCAGCCAAGUCUUUAACAUAUUUUUUCUUUGCUCAGCCAAAAUUCAUCAUAGAUGGGCCAAAUCCUUCAUAUACCAAGUAUAUAAACCAGAAAAGUUUUGUAUAAAAUGAAAUCAGUAUUGUUUUGAAGAUAUGAAAAUACCGGUAGUCUAAACUCAAAGGUAACAUUUCAGAUUUAGAAUUAUUUAUUUAUCAUUGUAAAACAGUUUAGGGUCUGUCUGCACUAAUUAUAUCAAAGUAUUGGCAGUAGAUUUCAUUUUAAUUCAAUAUGAUACUUACGCAGCACACUCAUUCUUAGUACAUGUACUUUUAACUGAAAUUCCUUUAAAAAUUGGUACUUCAAAUCCUUAAGUUAUUCCUCUUACCUCAUAACUUAUAAUAAUUUGUGAUAUCUAGAUGAUAACAUCUUGCCUAUUUAUAUUAAAUUAUAUACAUGUACACUUAUGAAGGGAAAAUCCAUUGUUACAAAACAGUUAAUUUUAUGAUUCUCAAUAUAUAUUUUGCAUGCAAGAACUAAUAGUUUUAUAGCAUGUUCUCUUUGGUGCAUUGUAUUUAUUUGUAUGUACAGAUCUAAUGUUUCUCAGCUGUAAUUACUUUUAGUCUCGGAAAAAUAAUUUCUGGUAUAUGUACAUUAUUGAACAUUUCUUGUAGAUUGUUUAAAAUUUGUUCAUUUGCUUAGUUUUAAUUUUAGUUUAGAGUAUAAUUUAUUUUCAUUCUCAUGUUAAUUAGCAGUUAAACUGUCACAUCAUCUUGACCUGCUCACAAGAGCAGAUACACUGUACAUGUAGUUCAGUUCUCAAUAAUUAUAUUUAUUUGCUAAAUAACUCAGUCAGUUUUAAUGCCUGACAAAUUUAAUUGUAGAAAUUGUUCAUAAUUUAUUGAUUUCUCUAUACACAUUAAUAUGUGACUCCAUUUCACAUUAAAAAGUAUGAAAAAAGA
Messenger RNA from Saccostrea cuccullata (small rock oyster), 5079 nucleotides. Its product is annotated as chromodomain Y-like protein. The record is from RefSeq and is a predicted model, not a curated record. Gene Ontology annotation, cellular component: nucleus. NCBI's taxonomy places the organism in Eukaryota, Metazoa, Mollusca, Bivalvia, Ostreida, Ostreidae. Bases 64 to 2604 code for a protein of 846 amino acids. The transcript has 8 exons. Gene Ontology annotation, molecular function: transcription corepressor activity.